This is a messenger RNA of Trichosporon asahii var. asahii CBS 2479, 486 nucleotides long. RefSeq lists its product as uncharacterized. The transcript has a single exon. The record is from RefSeq and is a predicted model, not a curated record. The coding region runs from base 1 to 486 and encodes 161 amino acids. NCBI's taxonomy places the organism in Eukaryota, Fungi, Basidiomycota, Tremellomycetes, Trichosporonales, Trichosporonaceae.
AUGGAAGCCGUGGCCCCGAGAGUCGUCGAGGGCAGCCAUUCAGUCGAUAGUCAGAGGUCAUUCAGUCUUGCUUUCGGACACUCGGAACUGGCGCUCGACUGGCGCACGCCGCACGCCGCUCCGGAGGCAACCGGCGACCGGGGUGCGGCGUGGAGACGGCGAUUGGCGCCGUCCCUCGCACUCACCACACCUGGUGCCUCAUACCUUUGCUGGUCGUCUGCUCAAUUCUGUCUUGCAGACGUGUUCGUGAUCCCAGGGUUGACGAGGGCUGGCGAGGGGGAUGGCGCAGGGCUGCGCCGAGUGUGCAAGGGACCCCUCAACCUGUUCAGGAAGGGUAGGAUCGUCGCUCGCGCGGCUCUGGUGAAUUGGGUACGCGAGUUCUUUUCCGGUGCUGGUUAUUCAAAUGCCCACUUCGAAUACUGUGCCACUCUGUACGAGACAGCAUUUGACAGCGGGCUUGGAGUCUCACACGGGCUGAUAAUCUAA